Molecule: messenger RNA, 585 nt
Organism: Aspergillus tanneri
Lineage: Eukaryota; Fungi; Ascomycota; Eurotiomycetes; Eurotiales; Aspergillaceae
Exons: 3
Coding region: 1-585 (194 amino acids)
Source: RefSeq, a predicted model, not a curated record
AUGGGCAGGGGGAUCAAGAUGUACUGGCAGCCCUGGACCAAGAUUGAUGUCGAGGUCCCGGUACACGAGGUCGGCGCCGACGACAACACUUUGCCCAAGUCGGAAUCGCACCUGAUUCCUGCGUUAUACAGAGAAUGUGCGUUCCUCUUCUUCACCCAGAUCACCCUCAAGACAGCUCCCAACGGCGCAACCAAGGACAAGGCGAUCAAUGAUAUUAGCAACGAGAACCAGACGCCUCAUGGCGUCAAAGUACUGGCAAAUGUCAGAAGUGCCCAGAGCACCGACUUCCUAUUCAGGGGGCACGCUUCCGGCGAAGGCUGUCUGGUCGAGACAGAGAAUCUCCCAGACGUAUCUCGCUCAAAUUCUGGAUCCGGUCUACGCCAAGCUCCUCGCUCCCUCCUGCUGAUCAAGCAGGGCGGCGGCGCCUUCGCCAUUGCCAAGCAUGUUCCCGCACCGAGUACCAGUAUUUUUGUCAUCGAUGUGGAGCGCUGGAUCAAUGCAGGGGAAGGCCAGCAGCCUCGGUACCUCAACUAUCCGCUAGGAGGUGUGCUGGUCGUAUCACUUGUCCUCUCGCAGAACAUUUAA